UCCCUCAGCCACACCUCGGAAGUGGCCCUCUGCGACUUGAGUUCGACCGAGAGGACGUUUGGAGUUUUAGACGCACUUGUCAACAGUGGAGCGCACUUGGCCGAUCUCUUGGAGUCGAAGGUUGUAAACUGUUAAAUUCAACUUCGAGUGCUUUCAGCGGACACGUCCCAAACCUGAAUAAGCUGAUCGUGGCUGUCUGAGAGCUGUUUAGUCUGCAUCUACAGUUAUCGUAUCUACAGAGAUGCGGUUCCAUCACUACGGCGCGAUGGCGUUUGUGCUGUCCGUGUUACUCCUGGAACCUCCGGCAGCCGACACGACCUUCAUGGACCCUGCGACAUCCGCCCUCGGGGCAUUGGCUGCCCUUAGCGGGGCUGGUUUGAUUGGUGCUCUGGCAGUAGGCCUUGUGGCACUGAAGAAGAAGCUCCUCUACGAGUACGAGGAUGAACCAGUUUAUUACGUUACUAGUUAUGGCUACGACCACGGCUACGGCGGAGGGUACGGCGGUGGAGGGUACGGCGGCGGUUAUGGAGGACACGGUGGAGGAUACGGCGGAGGACAUGGUGGAGGACACGGAGGAGGGCAUGGAGGAGGAUACGGAGGUGGAUUUGGAGGAUACGACGGCGGACAUGGCGGAGGACACGGAGGAGGGCAUGGAGGAGGACAUGGUGGUGGAUUUGGAGGUGGACACGGCGGUGGACACGGCGGCGGACACGGUGGAGGACAUGGUGGAGGGCACGGCGGUGGACACGGCGGAGGAAUAUAUCACAGACGGAAGCGAGCUGUCGAGAUGAUGACGGGAAACGAGACGCCGGACUUAGAAUUUCUAGUCUCAGACGAUCACCUCCAGUGCACUCGCCUGCUGAUCUGCGAGCUAGGGGCUCGGUCUCCUCAGCUCCUGAAGGAGGACGAGCGCGAUAUCCUGGCCCUGAUUGAGUCUCAAGAUGGUGUCCAAAAGAAGAGACCAGCUAUACAGAGACUGGUCAAGGCGACUACAGCUGGUGUCAGCGGAACCACCUGUUCACGCGUAUACCCAAAAUGCCCCUUUACGGGCGAGGAGAUAAUGGGGUAAUAUUCGAAAAUUCACAGAGAUGUAAUUCUUGCUUUUUAGAAUGUCUAUAAGGACACAUUUUUUUCGUUGUUGAUUUUGAUUAUGUUUUUAUUUUUUUUAUUGUUGUUUAAAGUGUUUUAAAGUGUAUUUUCUUUGUUAAAUGAAUAAACAGAACAGUAAAUAGUA
Molecule: messenger RNA, 1234 nt
Organism: Macrobrachium nipponense
Lineage: Eukaryota; Metazoa; Arthropoda; Malacostraca; Decapoda; Palaemonidae
Exons: 5
Coding region: 242-1069 (275 amino acids)
Source: RefSeq, a predicted model, not a curated record